AUGACCCCCCCACCCACCCUCCCCCACUCCAUACUCGGCACCUGGACCCUCCUCGAAUACACCUCCGAGCCCUUCGACCGCAAAGGCCCCACCAUCCACCCGAUGGGCCCCAACGCACGAGGCCUCCUCACCUACACCUCCGACGGCUACAUGACCAUGACCGUGAUGCCGCCGACCGCAGGCAACAAAAUCAAGCAGUCGGUGCACGACGGGGUCAUGUAUACCGGUCGUUACUGGAUCGAUAAGCCCCAGGCGGAUGGGAAAACGGGCGUCAUGUGUCAUGAAGUGCAGAUGGCGUGUCCGGCCGAGUUGGAGAAUACGGUGCUUAAGAGACAGAUUAUGGUUGAGGGGGGGAGGUUGAGGUUGAAGUCGUUGAGGUUUGUGGAUUUGGAGGGGCUUAUGGUUAAGCCGGAGUUGGUGUGGGAGAGGUGUGUUUUGGGUUUGGUGUUUGGGAGUUCUGCGGAUGUUGGGAUCUGGCGUUGGUGCUGGGAUACUUAA
Molecule: messenger RNA, 498 nt
Organism: Aspergillus ibericus CBS 121593
Lineage: Eukaryota; Fungi; Ascomycota; Eurotiomycetes; Eurotiales; Aspergillaceae
Exons: 3
Coding region: 1-498 (165 amino acids)
Source: RefSeq, a predicted model, not a curated record